Molecule: messenger RNA, 3399 nt
Organism: Dalotia coriaria
Lineage: Eukaryota; Metazoa; Arthropoda; Insecta; Coleoptera; Staphylinidae
Product: armadillo repeat-containing protein 2
Exons: 12
Coding region: 576-3314 (912 amino acids)
Biological process (GO): cilium organization
Source: RefSeq, a predicted model, not a curated record
GUUAAAAGUCAUAAACCAAACAGUGAAAAGUAAGAACGGCGGAAGGUAAUAAAGAGAGUACGCGGUACCCGUCGCUUGUUCUUUUUUACGACCUUAGCUGAUAGUUGAUAAAACAAUGUGGAAAAUGUGGAAAACAAAACGCAGAAAAAUACCGUGCUGCACGCGCAAUUAUGUGUUUACUUCGAUACACAAUAGUAAAAACAAAACAAGAUGUGACUAGUGCAGCGUGCAGUGUGCAGUGUGCAGUGUGUGUGCUAUACAGGUGGUUAGGAUGAAGAAUUAAAAUUGAUUUAAUUUACUUCACCAUUCCUUCAAUUUUAUUUACUUUAUCAACUGGUAAAUGGUGUACGGAAUUGUUGUUAUUGUCCGGGUGGCGUGUGGACGAAGGGUUCUUCGCGCCGCUCCUGCGUUUCAGUUUGUUUGAGACGCUCGAGCGCUUUGAACAUAUUACAAACACUCCGUUGACUUCAUCAAAACACGCGUUAUUCGACGAAUAUUAUGGAAAUUGAUGUAGUCUCAAUGUUUUUAAACGUUAUUUUUGAUUAAUCAAUUUGUGUAAGCUUAUAUUUGUGGCAAUGGAUAAUAAAAGAAGUUCGGGCGCCAUUAGUAAGAUUUCGUUGCCGUUUUACGAACCGCCGCCGAGGAAAACAAGCGCGGAGAUUAUCAACGAAGCACGAUUGGCUAUAAGGGAUUCUCAAAUGGCAGACAACUCGUUUGCGGCAACGUCCAUUAAGCCUCUACAAACGAAAAGACCGUUCACGCCACGCGAUAAAGAACGUCUUUUAUUCGGCAAGCGGACGAAAAACAGGCCACCAAGUUCGUUUAGCUUGAAAUACUUGCAAACUGAGGCAGAACAUUCAAUUCCUCCGAGCACACCGGAAAAUGCACCGCUUCCCCAAGAUGGUAGCGCACGAAGUCCUCAAAAACGUCACCAACGCUCCAAUUCCAUUUCGGAAAUCUCGGAUGGGCGCAUUUUUAAUUUGGGCGUCAAGGAAACCCACCAAAAGAUACGAUUACCUUCGCUGGAAAACAUAAAAACCUUACAAAAACGCAAACUUGGGAAAAACACGUAUUCCCUGGACAAUCUGCCGGAGGAAAAUGAGGCGGGUGCGAGCGAAAUGCUAACACGCAACGCGUUUAGCUCGCCGCAGGAACGUACGGAUUACAACGACAACCAUAACCAAACGCCAUUUGGCCGCCCCUUCCGCCAGCAGCAGAACCUUUCGCAAUGUCUGCUUCUAGGACCUCAGAAUCUGAACAAGAUCUUCGAGAAUAAGCAGAUCGUCAACAGCUCGGAGAAUCUGUUCGGGCAGACAGGUUACAUUCAUAUCCAGCCGGUGGUCUGGCGUAAUUCUUCUUAUCCUUUAGCCGGCAACACGCGAGGCAAGCUACCGCCGCCGCCGCCACUGACCGUCACCACGGUCAUCGACUCGCUGAAUAAAGAGAGCGCACACCAGCCUACACCGGACAGCAACGUGAACGAACCGGUGGUCAUCGGUUUAUUGAACUCGCUCUAUGAUUGCAUGGAAACCGAGGGGAUGUUGAACUCGAAAGUUAGCUCCAAGAUGAAAAUACACAUACUGAAGUGCCUGUACAAGUAUGUGGAGAGCAAGAACGAGGAACUGCUGUUGGCGAUCGCCCGCAUUAUUUUGGCUCUAAGAGUCACCGGCAACAAUUUAAGCGGCGUGUGUAAAUUAAUAUUCAAAGUCUCGAAGAAUGACAGGAACGACCAACUUUUCUUCAAUAAGAAUUUACUAGAACUUUUUGUGGACGCUAUUGGAAGAUCCAGCCCUUUGGACGAUGCCGAAGCAUGCGUCUACGGUUACGGAUCGAUUAAGUUUCUUACAAUGAAUUCGAAACUUUUACAAAAAAUCUUAUCGUUAGGCAUUCUACCAUUGAUGGUGUUACACAUCAAACUCGUGAAUAAUGCGAAAUUGGAAAAGUUGCAAAUACCGGAACAAACUAACCACGCCUUGUUUCAAUUAACCGGGGCUUUGCGAAACGUUGCUUCUGAUGAAGAUAUCUACGAAAAUUUCGUAACGUCACAGGCAAUUCCUGAAUUAUGUCUUACAAUGGACAUUUUCACAACCGACUUGGACAUAAUCAGUAACAUUUCACGUAUCUUCAGCACCAUCUCCACUAAUGAAGGGUGCUGCGACGCAAUUGCGAGUUAUAAAGAUAUCUAUCGUAUUUUUGUGCGGCUUUUUGAUAAAUAUCCUGGAAAUGAAGAAAUUAUUGUGAGGCUCACGUACACCAUGGGUAAUAUUGUUGCUAACUUGGAUAAUACUCGUGUCAAAUUUUAUAACGAAAGUAAUUCCAUUUCAUCCUUAUUGAAUUUGUGGCGCAUUUACUUGGAAAGGACUCUACAAUAUUGUUCCAUGGGUGUGGAAAGCGAGAACACUGAAAAUACCAAUUCGGAAGAUGUGAUGAUUAAGAUAAUCAGGAUAAUAGCAAACAUGGCGAUAAAUCCUGACAUUGGCAAAACGAUGAACGAAGCAUACGGUUCGCAACUAAUCGAUGAAUUUCUAAAAGUAUUGAUCAGCAAUCCGUUCAAGAAAAACAACGAGUUAGUCCUGUCCGUUCUGAGCACGAUGAAUAACUUAUCGUUCUACUAUUCACCGGAUCUGGACGAAGACAUUUUCCACAUUAAACAAAUCGAUAUAAUGGAAGCUAUUUCGGAAUACAUUGCGUGCGACAACAAGGAGAAUGUCAUUGAAGCGAUGAGAAUAUUGGGUAACUUGUCCCGAUCUAAAAUUACACGCGAUUACGUCGCAGACUCGGAUAGUUUCAACUCAUUAAUCGAAAUUCUAAGUGGAGAGGAAAUAAACCUGAUUAAAACCACCGUUGGCGUGUUUGUGAAUCUCAUGUCGGAUACGAAAAACCGCAAACUUUUCCAAGAGCAGAAUGGUGUCGAGAAGUUGAUCGGCGUGUUGAAUCAAUACGGACAGUAUGAUUGGACGCUUUCUAUGCUGGUGUGCCAAGUCAUUUGGAACUACAGUAUUGAUAGUGUUAAUCUUUAUGAUGCAUUCAGCGAUAACGAAGUGCAGCAGAUGAUUGCCAUUCUUGUCGAUUUCUUGGAUGAAGAGAAAAUAUUUGGGAUCAGCGACUCACAAGAGAACAUAGACGUUUUGGUCACGCAUGAGUACAUUGUGUGGGAAGAAUUUGCCAAUGUGGGCACGAAUCUGUUGGAGAAGUUUGAGCAAUUUUUGGAUAAGUUGGAUAUGGAACGGGCGCGGCUGGAAAAACAUUUGAGCUUUGCUAAAACACCAACUAAGGUCGAUUCCAGCACCAAUAUUAGCUUUGCUGCUUGGUAAUCAUCAACAAAACACAAUAUAAUAUCCAUAAAUUAUAAAAUAAAUGUAUAAAUGUAUCUAACUACAAUAGAUGAUGAAUGUAUUA